Molecule: messenger RNA, 632 nt
Organism: Cryptomeria japonica (Japanese cedar)
Lineage: Eukaryota; Viridiplantae; Streptophyta; Pinopsida; Cupressales; Cupressaceae
Product: 14-3-3-like protein B
Exons: 1
Coding region: 1-555 (184 amino acids)
Biological process (GO): signal transduction
Cellular component (GO): cytoplasm
Source: RefSeq, a predicted model, not a curated record
AUGCCUUGCUUGCUUCCGAUCUCCUCACAAACCCUCCUUAUUGAAGAAGAAAAAGAGGCGGAAAAGGGCAAUGAUGUUAAUGUUAAACGCAUUAAGGAAUACCAUCACAAAGUUGAGGAUGAGUUUUGCAGGAUUUGCAAUGACAUUCUCACAAUCAUUGAUGAGCAUCUUAUCCCAUCUUCUGGCAGUGGAGAGUCCAUAGUCUUCUACUACAAGAUGAAGGAAGAUUAUUAUCGUUAUAUUGCAAAGUUCAAGUCUGUAAAUGAAAGGAAAGAAGCUGCAAAUCAAUCUCUCAAAGCUUAUCACGCAACUUCAAAUCCAACAACAAUUGACCUUCCUCCUACCCAUCCUAUCAAACUUGGUCUGUCAUUGAAUUUCUCAGUGUUCUACUAUGAAAUUCUAAAUUCUCCUGAGAGAGCCUUCCAUUUGGCCAAACUAGCAUUUGAUGAAGCAAUUGAAGAGCUUGACACUCUUAGUGAAGAGUCCUACAAAGACAACACAUUAAUCAUGCAACUACUGAGGGAUAAUCUUACUCUCUGGACAUCUGAUUUAUAGGAAGAAGGGGGUGAAGAUCAGGUUAAAGUGGAGGAUGACAAGAUAGAAGAACUUGAGCACUAGCACUGAUUGCAGGA